Messenger RNA from Myxocyprinus asiaticus (Chinese sucker), 1628 nucleotides. It is a transcript of the gene spsb3b, whose product is annotated as splA/ryanodine receptor domain and SOCS box containing 3b. Gene Ontology annotation, biological process: proteasome-mediated ubiquitin-dependent protein catabolic process. Gene Ontology annotation, cellular component: SCF ubiquitin ligase complex. The transcript is spliced from 7 exons. Gene Ontology annotation, molecular function: protein binding. Bases 156 to 1628 code for a protein of 490 amino acids. NCBI's taxonomy places the organism in Eukaryota, Metazoa, Chordata, Actinopteri, Cypriniformes, Catostomidae. The record is from RefSeq and is a predicted model, not a curated record.
CUUGUUUAUUACGAUGCUAUUUGGCUGAGAAAUCUGCUUAUAUCAGUGUAAUUAAAUACAUAUUACACUGUUGCAUUUCCAAGAAACAGAUACCUGGGAAAGCGGAUAACCUCAGUACAGAUGGGCCAGUUGGUCAGCUCUGGGAUGGUGGAGGUAUGUCUUGGAAUAAGUAUGUUGCUAGUGAAAAUGUCACAGAGUCUGAAGCCACACCCCUCAAGACGACUCUCGGUGCAGAUGACAAACAAGUUGUUGGAGCUCAGUCAGAAGCUGACUCUCAAGGGUACCAGACGGUGACUGUGUGUGUGCCAGCGGAGUUGCCACCUGUGGUGCCCGUGAUGGGUGAGUCAUUCUGUCAGUGUCCAGCUCAAACAGAGCUCAGUUCAGAUGCCCAGAUCAGCCCGUACACCCUCAAUUGCACCUGCGGAGAGGAAGAACAGGGAUGUGAUUGGGUGUGGGAUGAAGAGAGUAAAUCGUCCACCGUGUCUCUGAGCUGCUCUAACCGGAAGGUGAGCUUUCAUUCUGAGUACAGCUGUGGAACAGCUGCCAUCAGGGGCUCCAAAGCGCUCAGUGACGGACAGCACUUCUGGGAGAUCAAGAUGACAUCACCGGUUUAUGGCACUGAUAUGAUGGUUGGUGUCGGUACAUCAGAAGUGAAUCUGGAUCAGUUCAGACACAGUUUCUGCAGUCUGUUGGGCAUUGAUGAAGACAGCUGGGGUCUUUCCUACACAGGUCACCUUCACCAUAAGGGGUCAAAGGUGAAUUUCUCAUCACGGUUCGGUCAAGGCUCCAUAAUUGGGGUUCAUCUGGACAGCUGGCACGGAACUCUCAGCUUCUACAAGAACCGUAAAUGCAUCGGCAUUGCAGCCACUCACUUGCAAAAUAAGCGUCUUUAUCCGAUGGUGUGUUCGACUGCGGCCAAGAGCAGCAUGAAACUGAUCCGUUCUCACUCCACGCCCACCAACUUACAGUUCCUGUGCUGCACCCAGCUGCGCAAAAUGCUGCCCGACUGCGCAGACGCUCUGCGUGUACUGCCGCUGCCCCCAGGUCUGCGUCUGCUGCUGUCCAACCAGCUCGGAUGGGUGCUGACCCUCGGAUGCGCAGACAACAGUGAAGACAAAGCUACAGAGACAGAUGAAGACGGCCUCGCAGAUGAAUGCACAAGCCCAGUUCCUUCCCACAACCCCUCUGACAGUGAACGUGUCUUUAUUUCUAGUUCCGUGUCCGAUAACCCUGGUUCUUACCGUAGUAAAGAUGAAGCAACAGUACAUGCUGAUUCUCCUUCCUGUCCAGAUGAUGCAUCUUAUCAGGAUACAGCCUCUAUAAUGGAUGUUACCUGUUUCCUUGAACCCUCCCUACCUUCUGACCACGCCCUCUGUUGUGGCCCCGCCCCCAUCCACAGCCCUGACUUUCAUCAUCAGGCGUCCUGUCCUUGUUGUGACACCCCUUUAUCCUUCGACAAUUUAAACGAUCCCACUUUCUCAUUAUCCCCCGAGUCAUGCAUUCUUUGCCCCGCCUUCACUCUGCAAGGCCACACCCCCCUUUGGGUUGACCCCGCCUCUGAUAGUGACUCAGACGACUGCUCCUCAGAUUUAGAGACCUAUCAAAGAAAAUGCUGCCGUUGGACAUGA